AUGAGAUUCGCUAACCUUGUUGCUCUCACAAACCGCGGAAUAUGUCUUGCACUCUUCCUGCGGUCUACGUGCGCCUCCAAUAUUCCACGCGCCCAGCCAGGGGAAGAUUCCGUUCUUGUGAUCGACACGUUCACAAAUGGAGGGCGCAACGACCUGGAUGCCUGGCAUGGAGGUGGUGAAGACAUGCCCGUGGAGUGGGGCUACGGCUUCGUGGAAUUUUCUCCCACCAAUGCCGACCAGAACUUCCACACCCAGCUCACGAGCACCUGUUACGACCUCAAUCCGUAUAAGGACAUGUAUCUACACAUUGUCUGCCAGGGGGGAAGCCAUUUCACCGUCUCCUUGAGCCAAAAUAAUCCCCAAUGCGAUGCCUUCAAAAACCCCUACCCAGAAACAUGGGAUGAUGUAGAGGCCCAUAGAUAUAUGAAAGAUAAUGAUGUCUAUAUCCCUAUCUCGCAUUUCAAUAUCGAUUAUACCCGUGCUUUGUCUGUCUCGUUUAAAGGGUUCUAUCUUGACGAAAAAUUGAAAGUAUCGAAAGUGGAAAUCACUGCGACAAGACCCGAAAAUUUCCCUGCUCCCAAAAAGCUACCGACCGGGUCUCUAUGGAAACGGUGCAAACGCCCGAAUUCGUUCGCGUUUGGUAUUGACGAUGGCUCCCUGGAGUUGGGGCGACAGAUGAUGGACAUUCUGACCGCUGAGGGAAUCAAUGCGACGUUCUUCACAGUGGGGAAUGGACUGGCGGCUCCGAACUCUGGGUGGACUAAUCUAUAUAAGGACAUGUUGGCACAUGGGCAUCAAGUUGCGCUUCAUUCAUGGUCGCAUCCUCCGUAUGUUACUUCCUCGGGAGAAAUCGAUGAGGACAUUAUUAAGAACAUCCAGAUAGUAAGAGAGCAGCUGGGAUUCGAAAGUCGAUACUUCCGUCCGCCAUAUGGCAUCCUUGGAGCACGCACUCGCCAGCGACUCGCUAGGCUCAUUAAAGACCCUCAGAUUAUCAACUGGAGUGUCGAUAUCGAAGACUGGUUGUGGGUUGGUUCACCCACCCCUGAAAAGCAAGUUGAGGCAUUCCAGCGUGACGUGGAUAAGGGGGGUGACCUGGUGGUGAUGCACUUCCUCAGCAAGGAUACAGUGAUGUACACAAAGGAUUUUAUCCAGAUUGCCAGGAAUACUGGAAAGAGGAUUAUGAGAGUCGAUCAGUGUAUGGAAGAUCCAGCGGCGCCACCCCUUGAUUAG
Molecule: messenger RNA, 1230 nt
Organism: Histoplasma mississippiense
Lineage: Eukaryota; Fungi; Ascomycota; Eurotiomycetes; Onygenales; Ajellomycetaceae
Exons: 3
Coding region: 1-1230 (409 amino acids)
Biological process (GO): carbohydrate metabolic process
Molecular function (GO): hydrolase activity, acting on carbon-nitrogen (but not peptide) bonds
Source: RefSeq, a predicted model, not a curated record